ACAAUACAGAGAAACCCUGUCUCGUAAAACCAAAAAAAACCCUUUUUACGUGUAUGGGUGUUUUGCCUACAAGUGUCUGGAUACCAUGUAUGCACAGUGCCCAUGGACUCCGGAAGAAGGCAUCAGAACUGAGGUUGUGGGCUGCCAUGUGGGUACUGGAAACUGAGCCUGUGUCUUCUUAAGAAUGGCCAGUGUUCUUAACUGCUGAGCCAUCUCUCAAUCCUCAGGCAGGGUCUAUGCAAGACCUAAGCCCAGCAUUCCAUCUAGGUUUAGCUAGAAAUUUUAAGGGGCCAGAAUGGGAAGGUGAGCAUAGAGAUUAACCUCCAGGGUGCUUUAGAAUAACCAGAAAGGGGUAGGAAGGAUAGAAGAAGGGGCAGACAGUUCCGUUUCAGAGCAGGUAGGUUGCCAAAAAGGACUCGGAAUACCAGAUUUAAAGUAGACUAUAAAGAUAGAAUAAGCCGUGACUUCCAAGUUGUGGAAGUUUUUCUGUUUAUUCCAGGCCUGCUUAGCGUAGCUCAGUGAAACCGUAUUUCCACACUUGUUUGCGUGUCUGGGUAGGCUAGUGUUCUACCACUCAGUGACGCUCCAGCCCUCCAGAUAUACGUAUAUACUUACUUAUUAAUUUAUCGCUUAUUAUUAAUCAUUAUCGAGACAGGGUUUCUCUGCAUGGCCUUGGCUGUCCUGAAACUCACUCUGUAGACCAGGGUGCCCUUGAAUUCAGAGAUUCGCCUGCCUCUAUCUCCCAUGUGUUGAGAUUAAAGGCGUGCGCCACCGCCUCCCCUGAUAGGAAUUUUUGGGUGCUACAGAGGUGUAUUUCCUUGAGGAGUAAAGAACACACUGGUGGGAUGGACUUGCACCCAGAAGUUUGAUCUCAUUUCUGGACCGUAUUUCUUUUGAAAUGGCGUGAGUUUAGAGGCUGUGACCCUUCUGUCUGCAUGAAGUGUACAGAGCUCUCACCCUGGGCACCCACGCCACCCUGGGCGCCCACACCGGGCAUCUGAGCCGCUCUCACACUUCCUGUAGUCUCAGCAUAUGAACAAUGUGUCCCAUUCUGUAGCCUUCCUGCCUUUCUUGUUUGGGGUGAGAGAGAGUGAGGUUUGGGUGGGACAUGGAGGACACUCGAGGAGGGAUCUGGGCCACUCCUCUGCCCUUGCUAACUUGCAGAGAACACACCCAGUUGGCUGUCCCUUCCCUCUGGGCCUCCUGUCCUGGGGCACAGCUGACAAAGGAGACUCCUGAGCGAGCGUCUUCUUAUCACUGAAAGUGCUGAGCCAAGAGCUCCUAGCUGCCCCUUUCGCAGAUGUGAAAGGCCUGUGAACCUUGGACCCAGAAGGUUGCUUAACACUCCUCUCCCUUUCCCUCACCCCUUCCUUUUCUAGCUCCCUCACCACCUCCUCCCUUCUUGACCUGAUUUAAAUCCGAUAGGCAUUUGUCUAGGCUUCCCUUUGACUGCUGGAGGAAGGAGGAGCGGGCCAGACCACUGCUGUUGCGGGACGGCAAUGCAAACGAGCUGGUGAAGACCUUCCUCCUCCCCAUCAUGGUCGACAGCACCAAGUAUGAAGCUGCUGCCCAGCAUGAGGAAAGUACCUCUGCUCUGGGAAAUGGGGCCAGCCCAGUGGCCGAGCAGGUAAAACUGAAGAAGGAGAUCUCACUACUUAACGGCGUGUGCCUGAUAGUGGGGAACAUGAUUGGCUCCGGCAUCUUUGUCUCCCCCAAGGGAGUACUCAUGUACAGUGCCUCUUUUGGCCUCUCCCUGGUCAUCUGGGCUGUCGGGGGCAUUUUCUCCGUCUUUGGGGCCCUCUGUUAUGCCGAACUGGGUACCACCAUUAAGAAAUCUGGAGCCAGCUAUGCUUAUAUCCUGGAGGCCUUCGGGGGAUUUCUUGCCUUCAUCCGCCUCUGGACUUCUCUGCUCAUCAUUGAACCCACGAGCCAGGCCGUCAUCGCCAUCACCUUUGCCAACUACAUGGUGCAGCCCCUCUUCCCGAGCUGCGGCGCCCCCUAUGCUGCUGGCCGCCUGCUGGCCGCUGCCUGCAUCUGUCUCUUAACCUUCGUUAACUGUGCCUAUGUCAAGUGGGGAACCCUGGUCCAGGAUAUUUUUACCUAUGCUAAAGUGUUGGCACUGAUCGCAGUCAUCAUUGCAGGCAUUGUUACACUUGCCCAGGGAGCCACAACGAACUUUGAGAAUUCCUUUGAGGGUUCAUCAUUUGCAAUGGGUGACAUUGCCCUGGCACUAUACUCAGCUUUGUUCUCCUACUCGGGCUGGGAUACCCUUAACUAUGUCACUGAAGAGAUCAGGAAUCCAGAGAGGAACUUGCCCCUCUCCAUUGCCAUUUCCAUGCCCAUUGUCACCAUCAUCUACCUCUUGACCAAUGUGGCUUAUUACAGUGUGCUAGACAUAAAGGACAUCUUGGCGAGUGAAGCUGUUGCUGUGACCUUUGCAGACCGGAUCUUUGGAGUAUUCAACUGGACAAUUCCAGUGGCAGUUGCAUUAUCCUGCUUUGGUGGCCUCAAUGCUUCCAUUGUGGCUGCUUCUAGACUUCUAUUUGUGGGCUCAAGAGAAGGCCACCUCCCUGAUGCCAUCUGUAUGAUUCAUGUUGAGCGGUUCACGCCAGUGCCAUCUCUACUCUUCAACGGUAUCUUGGCACUGGUCUACUUGUGUGUGGAGGACAUUUUCCAGCUCAUUAACUACUACAGCUUCAGCUACUGGUUCUUUGUGGGGCUUUCCAUUGUGGGUCAGCUCUAUCUACGCUGGAAGGAACCUGACCGGCCUCGCCCUCUCAAGCUCAGCCUUUUCUUCCCCGCUGUCUUCUGCCUCUGUACGGUCUUCCUGGUGGCUGUGCCCCUUUACAGUGACACCAUCAACUCCCUCAUCGGCAUCGCCAUUGCACUCUCGGGCUUACCCUUCUACUUCCUCAUCAUCAGAGUGCCCGAACACAAGCGGCCCCUGCUCCUUCGAAGGAUCGUAGGUAAGCUUUGGGGCAAGUUGGUCAGCUACCUGAAUAGAUGGUUUUUCUUUUUUGCCAUUUUCUGUAAACCUAAGCUCCCAAGUCCCUCUUACCACAGCCGGUCCCUGCUAUUAACCAUAUGGCUUAACCGAACCCCUUCUUUCAGGCCCAGCCCCCUCUGGUGCCACUGACGCUGUUCCCAGUUUUACCUCAGAUUUCUCUUUGUAGCCUCCACCACCCGGUACCUCCAGAUCCUCUGUAUGUCAGUUGCUGCAGAACUGGAUUUGGAAGACGAAGAGACGCCAAAACGACAAAGUCGCAAGUCUAAGUAGAGCUUGGGAUUCUGAGACAUGGACAAACGGGCUUAUGUCCCAUUGACCAGAGCCUCUCUGGAGGCAUCCGUCCAGGAGCCCAGCCUUGGCAGCUUCAACUCUGAACUUGCUUUCAGGGAUGAAAAGUAAUUUAUUUGUUUAGCUAUGUGUUGUUUCAGACUUCAUCAGGGGUUAAUGCAGACUGGCAGGAAGCAGGCCACUUCUGGAGCUUGGUUCUGGAAGGACCUGGGUGUGCCUACCCACUCCUCUUUACCUUUACAAGGGCCAACAAUGCUCCAAACUUGUCUCCUUUAGAGGGAGACAAAACUGUCAUAGAUGCCAAACAAUAAAAGGUUAUGUUCCUAAA
Messenger RNA from Mesocricetus auratus (golden hamster), 3623 nucleotides. It is a transcript of the gene Slc7a7, whose product is annotated as solute carrier family 7 member 7. The transcript has 9 exons. Gene Ontology annotation, biological process: amino acid transmembrane transport. Gene Ontology annotation, molecular function: basic amino acid transmembrane transporter activity; L-amino acid transmembrane transporter activity. Bases 1538 to 3136 code for a protein of 532 amino acids. Gene Ontology annotation, cellular component: membrane. Lineage: Eukaryota; Metazoa; Chordata; Mammalia; Rodentia; Cricetidae. The record is from RefSeq and is a predicted model, not a curated record.